Molecule: messenger RNA, 6243 nt
Organism: Dreissena polymorpha
Lineage: Eukaryota; Metazoa; Mollusca; Bivalvia; Myida; Dreissenidae
Exons: 33
Coding region: 291-6086 (1931 amino acids)
Molecular function (GO): signaling receptor activity
Source: RefSeq, a predicted model, not a curated record
AAUCAGUGUGUGCGCAUGGCGAGAAUGCUUCUGUUCACACAAAGAAAAUAAAGUGCUGCGGUCGUAAAGAGACGAGGCAUUUCAUUUAACGAUACAUCUGCCUUUAAUGCUGCUUUUAUGCAUAUUGACAUGAUUUAUUAAUAAUUAAAGAAACACUUUAUAGUAAUACUAAUUUGACCGACCAUAUACCAUUAGUAAAAUAUAUAAUUAAGCAACUAAUAAAUGGAUGUGGUCGCAAAGGAAGUAUUGCAUGAGUAUAUACUGUGAUUAUUUUAGUGCACAAGAUCAAAAUGUGGAUAGGUGUAAUAUUGGUGUUAGGUUGUGUUAUUCCCGAAACUUUAGGAAAUACAGAAUGUCCACAUCUGUAUCCCGGCCCCAACAUGGUUUUGUCCGCGGUAGAAGGCUUCAUUGGGGACCAGCCAGUGACAGUGACGUGCAAUGACGGUUACAAGCUAGAUAUGGGUACGGUGGAGAAACAAGUCGCAUGUCUCCUGGUGAAGAACGUUGCACAGUGGAACGACUCUCUUGGAACGUGUCAACUAAAGACUUGUCCACCUAUCGAUACCAUUCUUACAUCUACGAUGUCGCCAGCUGCUGCAAUUACACAUCACGUGGGUGAUCGCGUGAACGUCACGUGUCUAGACGGUCACGUGUUCAGCAUAAACCACGCGGUGUCCGGAGAUGGACGGUUGAGUGACACGGCUGUGGCGGUAUGCAAAAACGACCCGAAUGGUGUGAACGGCACUUGGUCUAAAAUUGGCAAUUGCACAGUAAUCGUCUGCGACAUCCCGCCGAAUCUCCCAAACGCCAUUCUAAACUACACAGACCUAUCGUGGAAUGCAACCGUCAUUUACACGUGCUUGUCGGGAACAAGUGUGCACGAGAACGUCUACACGCUUCUGGCCACGUGCAACCGCAGUGCAAACUGGGAAACGGUGUAUGGAUACGACUUGCACCUCUACCAGUGUUCCGAGGACAGUCGGUAUAUUGGUUGCCUCAGUAACGGAACGCUCGAUGUGUCCAGUCAGACGGAACCGAACAACAAUGGACUCGAGGCGUGCGUCAAAUAUUGUAUGACGUCCAAUGCAAGAUAUGCUGGUAUCCAGAACUCCACUUGUUUUUGCGGUGAUCGUCUUACCCCAGGAUACACGUCGGAAAAGAGGUCAGCUUGCAGCCAACGCUGCCCAGAUUAUGACGUCACGGACGUAUCGACGCAGGCAUUCUGUGGGGGCCCUGCAGGGCUUAUCGACGUUUAUCUUACGCUAGAUGGCUGCUACGAUGGUCUCAUUACGACGGGUUUAUCGCCUUUUCCCGUGCCGGAAGCUGUGGAGAGUACGUGCUCAGAAAUGUGCAGAGCUCGAGACAACACACAUGCCGUUGUAUACAGCGGAUAUAUGUGCGCCUGCCUGAACGUGACGUCAUCUAUAUCGUCAUCACUAAUCCGCGUAAGAGACGCAAAGUGUCGCAAUACGACGGCGAAUGCGGUUUUCAAUAUAACAGAUUUAGAUGGUUACCCAGUCUGGGCUGUGAACUGUUCAAGUCUGUACGAGAGCGGGAUACGAGUUCGCGGGGAAUACUACCUGAAGGCUCCCGCAAGAAGGGAACAUUGCUACUUUAAAGAUGGAACGGUGUGCGAGGAAGGAUGGAUCGGCUACCAUGGUAACUGUUACUACUUCCACAACGACACGACCUUGAACUACAGCGACGCCAGACAGCGGUGCAUGUCUCAGAACGCCGAGUUGGUCUCCAUUCUUAGCGAGGACGAGUAUAAGUUUCUGGCCGACACAAGAACUAUGUUCCCGGACCUAAAACCUGACGUUAGUGUCUCGGAGUGGUGGAUUGGAAUGAUUGACGUCAUGAACACGUCAAUUUACACGUGGCUGGACGGCAACAUGAGGACGUUCUCGAAGUUUACCAGGGAACCACAUGACCCGUUUACGUCGUGCGCUCAAGACAAGGCUACCCACUACGAAUGGUCCGAGACUUCGUGUGAACACGUCAAGAACGUCAUGUGUAAGAAGACUGCAGGACCAACGCCCUACUGCGUUUCCAUGAUAACGAUACCAACAGGCAUCCAGGCGGAGACCAGAGCAGAUAUGUCGCUUUCCUUCUGCGCGCAGUUCUGUAAAGGCCAGCAGACGGACAUCAUGAUGUUGCGCAAUACCACUUGCUUAUGUGACGUCACGUUGCCGGCUCACAUGACUCUUAACGUGACAGAUUGUGACCUUGAGUGCGCCGGAAAUGAAUUUCAAUUUUGCGGCGGAAAUGACAUUAAUGUUUUCAGCGUGAGAAAUGUAACGGAGGUGUCCGCGGCGCGCUCGUGCGAGGAGCUCCAACUGAUCAGCAUCGACAACAGCACAUUCGCCGUCCAACCGGAAGACAGCCUGGAGUACCACUACUGCGGGGAGGCGGCAUGCGAGUAUGGCUGGGUUAUACUAGAUAGUCACUGCUACAAGUUCAACAUGAUAGGAGAGACGAGCUCCGAGGCUGUCACCGAAUGCUCCAAACACGACGCCUACACCGUUACCAUAGAAACUGUGGAGGAAAUGGAGCGAGUGCUCGCUGCGGCUACUAAUAUAAGUAUCUACAGCUCCGAGGCGUCCUGGCGGCUGGGCAUGCAAGCGCUCUCCAUGAACGGAGGCCAAUUCGUCUGGGCAAACGGACGCUGGCCCAACAUACCGGCGGUCACCAUCGCCGGCAAGGCGGGCCCGACCGUCACCGUCGGCAUCUCCAACCACGCUCUCUGGACAGCCACCGUCGACAAAGACCAUGUGUAUAUCUGCGAAAAAAGUGAAGAUUAUUACGGUUGCUACGGCAACGACGGGGUAACCAUGAUGAUUGAAGACUACAAUCAAAUGACCAUACAACAGUGCGUGGAAACAUGUCGAGCCCAGAACUAUACGAUGGCGUUCGUCAAUUCAACUUUUUGCGCAUGCGCGUAUGGAACAUCCGGUCUAAAUAGACCUGGAGAGUGUUCCAGCACGUGCUCUGGUCAGGAUAAUCAAAUAUGCGGAGGCACAGAUGGAGCUAUGUCGGUGUACAAUAUAAGUGCGUACCCCGCCUUGGCCAGUUCUUGUAUGGAGUUGUUCUACAAGGGAAUCUUCUUUUCGGGCGAGUAUUUGAUUGGCGGUAACCUUCAAACCUGCAAAAUCACGGAUGGCGGCGCAUGUACACGGGGAUGGAUCAGUAUUGGCGGGAGUUGUUACAAGCACUUCCCGGUCUCGGCUCAUCACUCACACGCUAAGAUUUGUCGAGAAUACGAUGCCGUACCGACAUCCGUACACAGCUCGUCGGAAUACCAUACCCUGAUGGCGUACCUCGCGCGGACUAAUUUCCAUGGAAAAAAGACGAAAGCCUUUUCCGGCAUAAAAAGCGGCCUAUACGGAAUGGGACUAUUUAUCAGCGCGGACGGAAUCUUGACGGAUCUGGGACUGAUCACAACACAGGCCUUACCAAACAGAGAUCUGAGGCAGGCGCCAGAAUACAUAUCUUUCUCUCAUGACGUUUCGGAGACAUAUGCUGACGGAGGUGUCGUCUGCAAAGUUGACAAAUAUCGCAUUGGGUGUUUCGAUUUGCCCAACAACCUUGUUAACGUAAAACUGCGAGACUUCCCUUCCAUAGAACUGUCUCUAUGUCGUCAGUUGUGCAUAUCCGCAGAAAGACCCGUCUUUCUGGUCGGUAAGGACUUUUGCGCAUGCGUCAACGAAAGUGACGUCACAGCAAUGGUUCCCAACACGAGCCACGGUUGUAAAGAACCGUGCUUAAUCCAUUCGGACCAAAUGUGCGGCAACGGCUCUGUCAUUUGGGCAUACCAUACAGGGGAAAACGAGCUUUCCUUCGCAUCGAACUGCAGCCAUCUUUAUAGAACCGGUGUUCUGCUAGAUGCUACGUACAAAAUAAGGUCCGCUAGCGGAGCGUUUGUACGCCAGAGAUGUGGAUUUUCCGACAACACAACAUGUCCGCCUGGAUGGUUAGGAUAUCAAGGAGCGUGCAUCAAAUUCAGCGACGUGUCUUUAACAUUCAAAGAGGCUAGAAACAUAUGCGCCACGACCGACUCCUUUCUUUUUAAUCCAUACAUUGAUUUUACGACCAACUUUGUACAGGGCUUUUUUAACGAAUCCGGUCUAUUUGACGACGCGGAUGAGUUCUUCACCGGACUAUUUCCCGUGACGUUUAACACGUCGUACACUGCUUCCGAUGGACAAGUUGGGUACACAAAUUUUGCUAGUGAGACUGAAAUUCCUGUGCUUGCAACAGCUUAUAGGAAAAGUACACAACAAUGGGUGGCUGGACCAAACAAAGCGCUCUUUGUAUGUCAGCUAAAUGAAGGUUAUCUCGGCUGCAAAACGAUCACCUCUCCUCCUGAUUUCAACUUCACAAAGAUCGCCAAUAAUUCAUUAACCCAGUGCGCACAGCUCUGCAUCGGAAGCGAGGCCAACUACUCCGCUACGUCACGUGACACGUGUCUAUGCUUCAAUGACGCACCAGUUAUGUCGUCUUCUAGCGGGAAGUGCAGCUUGAUUUGCGACGGUAACCCCGCACAGAUUUGCGGCGGAACGGACGGAGAUAAACAGACGUUCAAUGUUAUAAACAUAAUGCCAUGGGAGGGGAUAACGGGCACCUGCUCUGACGUCUUUCGGUUCGGAAUGUCACAUCCGGGACGCUACCUCCUGCGAUACAACGUCACUGAGCCGUUUAUCAAGACUCGGUGCUUCAUGAACCCCCCCUAUCUGAGUCACGUGACUGACGUUAAAUCGAUAUGGGCAACAACGUCGCUUUCCGGAUACCCUGCUUCUGACGUCAUGUAUAAACACGGAUGGACUCACGCAUGGAAACCGAAAGUGAACUCUACGAGCCAGUCUGUGACUAUAAUACUUGCAGACGAAUACCUGAUAACGUCCUUGACAUUUAAAGGCAUGCACACCUCAAUCAUGACGUCAUUUUUGACGUCAUACGGGCUACGUUACCGUGAUCAUCUCUCUGAGGAGCUGGUCAGCGUAAACGUCAACGAAAGCGCCAACAUCUCAACAGGCUGCGAGUCCAGUACUGACCAGUGUUUGACCAUCUUCACUGACCCCUUUGUGACCAGCGAGCUCCGAGUACAGCCGCUAACGUGGUCGUCUUCGAUAGCACUACAACUGGCUAUCGGCGGACAGAGAUUCAGUGAAUUUAACCACACUGAGACCUACGUCGGGUGUCAUCCGGACUACGGCAACAAGUUCAUCAACACCAACAAUGUGCUGAAUGUCCCGACAUGCAUUGCUCUCUGUAAAGAUACACACAAGCAGCCGUUUUCUUUUUUAGAUGUAAGCGGGAACUGUUGGUGUGGCACAGUACAUGAAUUAGGCUUUGUUGAGGAAGACAACUGCGCUCUGAACGCUUCUACUUCCCGUCGUUUUGGGACCGGACUUUACCGCGCUCUACAUAGGACUUACCACAAACAUUGUGAGGAUCCGGAUAUAAAGGCUGUUUACCGUGGCAAUCUGACUGCGGUGAAACACUACAGCGGAAGUGAGGUGCACAUGUUUAUGACGUCACUUAAUUACACAUGUGACGUGGGAUAUGAGGCAUCGCUCGGAGUGACUGUUCAGCAGUCAUUUUGCAGACAGAACAACACGUGGAGCGCGCUGAAGAACUGCACGAUCAUUUCUUGCCCAUCGUUUAACGUCACCAACGGAAAUGUGACGUUUACGUCACUGACGUACGGUAGCCAAGCGGUGGUAGAGUGCGAGCAGGGAUUCUGGGCGGAAAAUGGCCAAACAUCGAUGUCUGUCACGUGUCAGCACAAAAAGACGUGGACGAUUGAGCCCACUUGCGCAGUCGACAAUCUGAAGAAGAAGCAGCGUCGCUUCCUCAUCAAAAUGAGCACCAUAAGAAACGCUUCCGGUGCGGAUAAGGAAGUAAUGGCCAGAGGGCGCCUGGACUGCGCAACGAAGUGCGCAAGCGACUACUAUUGCAGGGGAGCUAAUUUCCGCGAGACUUCCGGCUCUGGUGGCGCCACGGGCACCUGUCGUUUAUUUUUGAACGAUACGGACGGAAGUGACCUUUCAACCGACCCUGAAUGGAAGUAUUUAGAAGUUAUGUAAAAUUGGAUUCGAACCAGUUACUUUACUUAUUGUCCUGACAGAAGACUAGUGUGAAGGCAAUUUAAGACUGUGUUUCGCAUAAGUUCAUGUUAACAUAACAGACUAUUAUUGUUCGAAGAAGGUAUAUAUACUAAAAAUAAAUGUCUUUUUAAAAAGG